AUGGGUUCUCACCAAGUCAAGAGUCCCUCUAAACUCGCACAUGUUGUUUUCCGGACGAACAACUAUCAGAAGAUGAGAGAAUACUACAAGACGUUCCUCGGCGCCGAUGUCAGCUACGAAAAUGAUGUCCUUUGCUUCCUCCGCUACGAUGACGAGCAUCACCGCAUUGCCAUCAUCGGCCUUCCCAACACAAAGCCAAAGGUUCACGAUUCCAGUGGGUUACACCACACUGCCUUCACCUUUGAGACUCUGGACGACCUUAUGCAGUCAUAUCAACAGCGCAAGAGCCUCGGCAUUGAGCCGAGUUGGUGUGUCAAUCACGGCCCGACCACCUCCAUUUACUACACCGAUCCGGACGGGAAUCAGAUCGAGACCCAAGUUGACAAUUUCGACACAAACGAAGAAGCGAAUGCCUUUAUGGCCUCGUCGUAUUUCGCUGAGAAUCCCAUAGGAACGGACUUUGACCCUGAGGAAUUUAUCACCAGGCUGGCUGCGGGGGAAGAUGAUAAGAUCCUGAAGCGGCGAGUCGAAAUGGGGCCACGGUCGCCGCCAGGACACUAG
Molecule: messenger RNA, 561 nt
Organism: Exophiala aquamarina CBS 119918
Lineage: Eukaryota; Fungi; Ascomycota; Eurotiomycetes; Chaetothyriales; Herpotrichiellaceae
Exons: 1
Coding region: 1-561 (186 amino acids)
Source: RefSeq, a predicted model, not a curated record